AAACAUAGGUUAGAGGAUAGUUUUAAAUAUUUAUAUUUUAAAAAGGGUUACCUCUGUUUUAUAGUCUGUAGUGAUAAACUCACACACAAGAAAAAGGGCCGGACAGUAAUGAACGAGACGGAGCGAUACGAGGCUCUGAGGCACUGCCGCUACGUGGACGAGGUGGUGAAGGCUGUGCCGUGGUCCAUCAGCGAUGAGUUCCUAGAGAAACAUAAAAUUGACUUUGUUGCCCAUGACGAUUUACCAUACUCUUCCAAUGACUCGGAUGAUAUAUACAAACAUCUAAAAGACAAAGACAUGUUUCUGGCGACACAGAGAACAGAAGGAAUAUCAACGACAGACAUCAUUGCCCGGAUAAUUAAAGACUAUGACAUGUAUGUACGGAGAAAUCUGACACGUGGCUACAGCGCUAAAGAACUCAACGUCAGCUAUAUGAAG
Molecule: messenger RNA, 438 nt
Organism: Mizuhopecten yessoensis (Yesso scallop)
Lineage: Eukaryota; Metazoa; Mollusca; Bivalvia; Pectinida; Pectinidae
Product: choline-phosphate cytidylyltransferase B-like
Exons: 3
Biological process (GO): CDP-choline pathway
Molecular function (GO): choline-phosphate cytidylyltransferase activity; phosphatidylcholine binding
Source: RefSeq, a predicted model, not a curated record